Molecule: messenger RNA, 2902 nt
Organism: Labeo rohita (rohu)
Lineage: Eukaryota; Metazoa; Chordata; Actinopteri; Cypriniformes; Cyprinidae
Gene: bpgm
Product: 2,3-bisphosphoglycerate mutase
Exons: 3
Coding region: 130-909 (259 amino acids)
Biological process (GO): glycolytic process
Molecular function (GO): intramolecular phosphotransferase activity
Source: RefSeq, a predicted model, not a curated record
AAAAGAAGUGUCACUCAAGCAAACCGAUUCGCGUUUGUUGAUGCUGCGCUGAUAGUUCCUGUUGUAGAGCUGCAGCUACUCUGAGCUGGGCGGUUUCUAAUCUGAAGGCGUCCGUCCCACUUUUUCUUGAUGUCCAAAUACAAACUCUUCCUUCUCCGACAUGGGGAAGGCGCGUGGAACAAGGAGAACCGCUUCUGCAGCUGGGUUGACCAGAAACUGAGUGAGAACGGAGUGGUUGAAGCCCAAGAAUGUGGCAGGCUCCUGAAAGAGCAGGGGUACCAAUUUGACCGGGUUUUUACCUCCAUACUGAGCCGUUCCAUCCAGACGGCCUGGUUGGUCCUGGAGGCCAUGGGACAAGAGUGGGUCCCAGUCACCAAAUCCUGGAGGAUAAACGAGCGGCAUUACGGUGCCCUGAUCAGCCUCAAUCGGGCCGAGAUGGCGUUGAACCAUGGCGAGGAACAGGUUAAACUAUGGAGGCGUAGCUAUGACAUCACACCACCCCCAAUUACUGAGUCACAUCCCUAUUAUGCUGAAAUUUACAAUGAUCGACGAUAUAGUACGUGUGAUGUUCCGAAAGAGGAACUGCCUAAAGCGGAAAGUCUAAAGGAAGUGUUAGACAGACUUCUUCCUUACUGGAAUGAUGUCAUUGUACCGGUGAUCAAAAGUGGGCAAACGGUCCUCAUCUCUGCACAUGGCAACAGCUGCAGGGCUUUGCUUAAACAUUUGGAAGGCAUAUCAGAAACAGACAUUGUGAAUGUAACGUUGCCCACAGGAGUACCAGUCUUGCUGGAGCUGGAUGAAGAUCUUCGACCGGUCAAGCCCCGUCAGCUUCUGGGCGACCAGGCCAAAAUUGAGGCAGCCAUCAAAAAGGUGGAGGAUCAAGGGAAGGUUAAUGCACAAAACAAAUAAGGAAAUGUCACAAUCAUUCAGAUAGGAACUGUUUAGUCAGAAAGAUUAUUAAUCAUUUAGUACUGUAUGUCACAAAGCAUCUGGUAGAGACAGUUUGGGUGUGCCUGAGGUAGACUGGUUUCUGGUUGUAGUGGUAUUUUAGGAAUCGUGUAGAGUUAUAUAAGUCAAUGUUUUGAAUUCAAGCACUGGUUACUGAUCCAAAAUGCUGACUUGGCACAUGUAUUUUGUCAUAGCAAGGUCUGCAGACCAAAUAAUGAAAUCGUAACGAUAUAACAUUAUUUAAAAUGAAUAUUUAGUAAUGUGCAUAAUUUUUUUUUAGCUCUUGCUUGUUUUUUCCAAUGGAUUUUAGGCCACGGAAAACCAGUGGUGCCUUCCUUUGGGUAAAAAAUAGGAUCAAUCAGUUGUUUUCUGAUAGUGUUAUUACUAAAGGUCAACAAAUUCUUUUAACAGUUUCUAUAUUUAAAAACUAUAUACUGUAUACUACCAAUCAAAAGUUUGAGGUCAGUAUGAAAAUAUCACGUAAGCUCACCAAGCCUGAUCAAAAAUACAGUAAAAACAGUAAGAUUGUGAAAAUGUUGUUUUCUUUAUUGCAAAAUGUAAUUUUAGUGUCACGUGAUCCUUCAGAAAUCAUUUUGAUUAUCUGAUUUGUUGCUUAAGAAAUAUUUAUAGUUAUCAGUCUUAAAAAAAAAAAAAACUUUUGUGAAAGCCAUGAUACAUUUUAUUCUUUGAUAAAUAGAAAGUUUAAAAGAACCACAUUUAUUUGAAGUAAAAAAAAAAUUGUAACAAUAUAAAAGUCUUUACUGUCACUUUUGAUCAAUUUAAUUUUUUUGCUGAAAAAAGAUGUCACAUGACCCGCGGUGCGCUUGUGGCAUAAAUAAUUCUUACAGCCACUUUCUAUUUUGUGAAGCUCAGCAAUCUUGUUCUGCACAUCAGAACUAUGUUCUUUGGUUUUACUCCUUGUGAUAGACACUUAAGGGAAUUUGGCCUUUGUGUUCCUCAUAUUUAAAAUCCUGUGCAACAGGAAGUCAUGGCUGGACAAUUUCAUUCUCCUAGCUCCACCCUGGUGUGCUAAAAAAAUGUAAAUAUGAAUGGGAAUAUAUUUCAGAGAUGUUUUACUCAUAAGAUUUUUAGGGGUGCCAAUAAUUGUGACCAAUGUGAGCUAGAGAAAAACAUUUAUUUCAUAAUGAGAUUCCCACACUUCAAUGAAAGGAAUGGAAUUUUGUGAAUUUUAAAGGUUCAUGUUUACCAAGGGUGCCAAUAUUUGUGAAGGGCACUGUAUAUAUAUAUAUAUGUAUAUUACUGACCUUAAACUUCUGAACGGUAGUGUAUAGGGAUUAAUCCAACUGGAAUGGAAUCAUUCCAAAAAUAAUUAAUAGUAAAAACAAGCAUAUUAUUCACUCCACUGUCUAGACUUUCCAAGGCUCAGAUCUUAAUGAAUUUGUAUUCAUAUUCCCCAAAUUCAUAUUCUUAACUUCAAAUUCUUACUCCAGACUUCAGUGGAUGUCUGAACGAUAACUAUAAAUUAUUUAAAAUAUUUUGUGUUACAUGGCACUGUUAGCGUAUUUUAUAAAGUAUUUUAAAACAAUUAUUUAAAAAGGGAUAUUUUGUUUUUAUCUAAUGUAUUUAUUAACGGAGAUAUGAAGAAUAUAUGUGUUAAGACUAAGCUAUAUUGAGUUUUAUCAUGCACUGCCACACACAACUCACGCUAGCUCUUUUGUAUCUCAUUCUUUUCUCCACCAACGUUUACCAACUCAGUGGCAAAGAAAAACCAGUCUUACUGGUGAACUUACAGAACAUAGUUGUGGUUUUGAUUGUCUGUGAUACCUCUCAUUGUUUUACUGUAUUUAAUGUUGCUCAACACUGUACUCUAUUGGUACAGAAAUGUUAUAUGUAUAUUGUUUUUUUUUUUUGUUAUAAUGGCCAUAGUGGCUUUCACUGUUACAUGUCUAUAUGUUCUACCCCUGUUUAUUAUUCAACUAUGGCACAUUAUAGC